AUGGAAGACAUCAGAAUCCCUUCUCCCUCUGCUAUUUUAGCUCCCUCGCCUCCCGCUGCUGCUCCUGCUCUCGCCCCCGCGGCGGCGGCUCGUCGCUCUGAUAGCCGGCUCCCUCGUCCGACGACUUCCGCUGCGCCGGCUGGCGAGCCGGCGAGGGAUCGGCCAGCGGCGGCUCAGGCCAAGCCCAAGCAGUCGAAAAGCCGCAAUGGUAGGAUCGAUUUCCCCGGUGUCCUUGCUCUGCGACUGAUGGGCCCUACCGAGGCUCCCCUGUACAGAGCCACUGUGCUGACCAUGGCCAGGCUGUCUCACUUGCAAGGUCAAGCGCCUGAAAUGCGACGAGUCCAAGCCCACUUGCCAGCAGUGCAGGAAGCGCAACGUGCCGUGCGGCGGGUACAAGAAGGAAUUCAAGUGGCGGCCCUUCGAAGAGUGCAAUCGCUCCGCCAAGUCUGCUUGCAAGGGGAAAAAGGUCGCUCCGCCGGCGCCGAGACCAGUCGAGAAUUCGCUUGCGAGCCUCCUUACGCCGCCCGCGACGGAACGUUCAACCCCCCCCCCGUGGAAGCACGCCCCGUCCCGGUGAGGACGUCCUCGACGCGAUCCGUCGGCUCUCGAUCCAUCCGAAACUCCCCUUCCCACCCGAGCAGCCUGCCGGCAAGCCAGUCGGACUUCCGAGCGUUCUUGUCACGCCGGGAAGCAGACCUGGCUCCUGGUCCCACAGAGCUUCCGGACACCCUGGACAUCGGGAUUCCCGACGGCGACGACGUCUCUUCUGCCGUGCCGGAUUUUGGUCCGGCCGAACCGUCAUGGUUGUCGGGGCUGUUCGCGCCUGGCGGCGACCUCCAGUCGAGCCUGGACAACGGCUCGCGGGGCCUGCCCGCUCCGCCAACCACCCCCAAGUCGGAUGGUUUCAGCUUCUCCGCCUUGCUCCAGGACGACGCCGACGAUGCCGAGGAGGUGGUGAGAGCGUCGGAACCGAGCCAGCGGCCGUGGAUGCUUGCGAUGUCGGGGUGGGAUGCGCAGACGCCCUGGGGCGACGAGCCGCCGGCACUGAGCCUGGUCAAUGAUCCGGACUUUGGCAUCGCCAGUCCGGAAAUGCUCGUCAUGCGCUUCGACCGGAUUACGUGCGGCAUUCUAUCUGUCAAGGAUGGAGCCGGGGAGAAUCCAUGGCGGACCUUGGUGUGGCCCAUGGCCAAGGACACACCGGCCUUGUACCAUGCCAUCUUCUCUCUCGCGGCAUUCCAGUCAUGCAAGGAGAAUCCAGCGUUCCGGGUGCACGGAGUCGACCACAUGCGCCAGAGCAUUACGUGCAUGGUGCAGGGCAUCCAGAACAUGCGGACCGACGCCGCGCUGGCCACCAGUCUCGCAUUGGCGUUCGCAGACACCUGGGACCAGCACACGCGUACAUGCAUCCAGCAUCUGCGAGGUGCGAAAGCACUGGUAUCGCAGGUGCUGCGGGACAGCACGCAGACGAAUCUGUAUGGAGGCGACAUGGGCCGCGUCCGGUUUCUGUACAACACCUGGCUGUACAUGGACGUGAUCGCGCGGCUGACGUCCCUCGAGGAAUGCGGGAGUCGGACGCUGGACUUCCCCAUUUUCAACAUGCCCAAUGACGGAGUCCACGAGAUCGACCCCCUGAUGGGCUGCGCGGCGACUCUCUUCCCUCUGAUCGACCGAGCGGUCCGGCUGAUCCAGCGCGUCCGAAAAAGCGAGUCCAACUCCGUCGCUCUCGUCUCCCAGGCGAUCGAGCUGAAGGCGCUCAUGGAGCGAUGGGAGCCCCCGGAAUUCUUCGAGCCCCCGGAAGACCCGACCUCGGAGGUCCAACAUAGCAUCCAGACGGCCCUUGCGUAUCGCUGGGCAACGCUUCUGUAUCUCCACCAGGCCGUGCCCGAGAUGCCGUCGGAACCGGCUUCAGAGCUCGCCAAGCGCGUUCUGAUCCUCCUCGCCACGGUUCCCAUGCACUCCCGAGCAACGAUCAUCCACAUGUUCCCUUUGCUGGCGGCUGGAUGCGAGGCCGACCAAGAGGAGGACCGCAAUUGGGUCCUGGAACGGUGGCGUGCCAUCCAGUCCCGGCUCAUGAUCGGCGGCGUUGACCGAUGUCUGGAGGUAGUCCAAGAGGUAUGGGCACGUCGGGAUGCGUUCGAGGCGGACAAAUGCCGCCGGCUGGUGCGACCGCGACGAGCCACCCACCAGUACGUCGCUCUGGAUAAACUGGCGAAGAGAGGAUUGGACCAUGGAGGGGGAUCGGAACCAACCGCCUACGCGCCGGGUGAACCGUGGCGAAGAAGGUCUGUCGUCGAGGACAGCGGCUCAUCAUCUGCCGUGUCCCGACGAAGCUCGAUUGCGCCUCGCUUGGAGAAUAUCGAGUUCGAGAAGACCGUACGAGGGAGAUUACAUUGGGUGACUGUGAUGCAGGAGUGGGAAUGGGAGGUUUUCAUAGGAUAG
Monascus purpureus is the source of this 2439-nucleotide messenger RNA. NCBI's taxonomy places the organism in Eukaryota, Fungi, Ascomycota, Eurotiomycetes, Eurotiales, Aspergillaceae. The record is from the annotation of a GenBank genome assembly.